Messenger RNA from Psylliodes chrysocephalus, 393 nucleotides. NCBI's taxonomy places the organism in Eukaryota, Metazoa, Arthropoda, Insecta, Coleoptera, Chrysomelidae. The record is from the annotation of a GenBank genome assembly.
UAAAUAAAACAUUUACCCUAGGCGUAUGGAGGAGCCUAUAUCGUAAUGUCUUCCAAAAAUUUAAGAAGUGACAUAAAUUACUGCUGGCCUACUGCAGAAGUUGCUGUUAUGGGCGCAGAAGGAGCAGUAGCUAUUUUAUAUAAAGGGCAUCCUGAUAUUAAAGAAAAAGAAGCUGAAUACAAAGAGAAGUUUGGAAAUCCAUAUUAUAUAGCACGAAAGGGAUUCGUGGAAGAUGUUAUAGAACCAAGAACAACUAGAAGAAGAUUGUGUAAAGACUUGGAGAUGUUAGAAAAUAAAAGGUUACAAAAUCCUUCUAAGAAACAUGGAAAUAUACCCUUAUGACCCAUAUAUUUUUAUUUUUAAAAAUAAAGAUUAAUUUUUUUGUUCUUUUUA